Molecule: messenger RNA, 3115 nt
Organism: Capsella rubella
Lineage: Eukaryota; Viridiplantae; Streptophyta; Magnoliopsida; Brassicales; Brassicaceae
Product: chaperone protein ClpC2, chloroplastic
Exons: 10
Coding region: 128-2911 (927 amino acids)
Biological process (GO): cellular response to heat
Cellular component (GO): cytoplasm
Molecular function (GO): protein binding; ATP binding; ATP hydrolysis activity
Source: RefSeq, a predicted model, not a curated record
AAAGCUCUUCGUAUCAUCUUCUUCGCUUUCCUAUCUCUUUCCCCAGACGGGCCGACCUUUUAAAACGAGUCUCUCGCUUUCUCCCACUUCUCUAUCCAAAAGGCGUCGACGACUCCAACUCCGCAUUAUGGGUAGGUUGGUAGCUCAAUUUGCAGUUCCUUUUUUGGGUUCCGGAAGGCAUGUGCAGUCCAAAGAAUACAGAAAACCGAGAGGGUGCGUGAAGAUGAUGUACAGUUGUCAGGCACCUGUUUUGAAAUUACAUAGCUUCGCAGGGUUAAGGGCUACCAAUCCAUUGGAUAUUAUGGGAAGGCCUCGUCAAGAUUGGUUUUCUAUGUCUAAACUUUCUAUCCCAAAACGGAAAGAUAAAGGUAAACGAUGUGUAACAAAAGCCAUGUUUGAGCGGUUUACCGAGAAAGCAAUUAAGGUCAUAAUGCUUGCUCAAGAGGAAGCUCGGAGACUUGGCCAUAACUUUGUUGGAACUGAGCAAAUAUUGUUGGGACUAAUUGGAGAAGGGACUGGGAUUGCUGCAAAGGUUCUUAAAUCCAUGGGGAUCAAUCUUAAAGAUUCUCGUGUAGAGGUAGAAAAGAUCAUUGGAAGAGGCAGUGGAUUUGUGGCAGUGGAGAUCCCGUUUACACCUCGUGCAAAGCGUGUCCUGGAGUUGUCACUAGAAGAAGCUCGACAACUUGGGCAUAACUACAUUGGUUCAGAGCACCUUUUGCUUGGUCUUCUUCGUGAAGGGGAGGGUGUGGCAGCUCGUGUCUUGGAGAAUUUGGGUGCAGAUCCUAGUAAUAUCCGGACGCAGGUUAUACGUAUGGUUGGGGAAAACAAUGAAGUCACAGCAAGCGUUGGUGGAGGAAGCAGCAGUAACAGUAAAAUGCCAACACUAGAAGAGUAUGGGACUAACUUAACUAAAUUAGCAGAGGAGGGUAAGCUGGAUCCGGUUGUUGGAAGGCAGCCACAGAUCGAACGAGUGGUCCAAAUCUUGGCUCGAAGAACCAAGAACAACCCGUGUCUUAUUGGAGAACCUGGAGUUGGUAAGACAGCAAUAGCUGAAGGACUUGCACAGCGAAUUGCUAGUGGUGAUGUUCCUGAAACAAUUGAGGGGAAGACGGUUAUAACCCUUGAUAUGGGUCUUCUAGUGGCUGGAACGAAAUACCGUGGAGAAUUCGAGGAAAGAUUGAAGAAGCUUAUGGAGGAAAUCAGGCAGAGUGAUGACAUAAUUCUGUUUAUUGAUGAAGUGCACACGUUGAUUGGUGCAGGAGCCGCUGAAGGUGCGAUCGAUGCUGCUAACAUCUUAAAGCCAGCUCUUGCAAGAGGUGAAUUGCAGUGUAUUGGUGCAACAACAUUGGAUGAGUACAGGAAGCACAUUGAGAAAGAUCCGGCAUUGGAGAGACGGUUUCAGCCUGUCAAGGUACCUGAACCAACUGUAGAUGAAGCUAUACAGAUCUUGCACGGUCUGCGUGAGCGAUAUGAGAUCCACCACAAACUUCGGUAUACUGAUGAGGCCUUGGUUGCUGCUGCACAACUGUCACAUCAGUACAUCAGUGAUCGGUUUCUUCCCGACAAAGCAAUUGAUUUGAUUGAUGAAGCUGGGUCUCGGGUUCGGCUACGCCAUGCUCAGGUUCCUGAGGAAGCUAGAGAGCUUGAAAAGCAACUCAGGCAAAUCACUAAGGAGAAGAAUGAAGCUGUGCGAGGCCAAGACUUUGAGAAGGCUGGUUCUCAUCGAGACCGUGAAAUAGAGCUUAGGGCUGAGAUAGCUGCUGUUUUAGCUAAAGGCAAAGAAGUGAGCAAAGCCGAGAAUGAAGCUGAGGAAGGAGGUCCAACUGUCACGGAAUCCGACAUCCAACACAUUGUCGCGACCUGGACAGGAAUCCCAGUAGAAAAAGUCUCAUCUGAUGAAUCUAGCCGUCUUCUCCAAAUGGAGCAGACUCUUCACACCAGAGUCAUCGGCCAAGAUGAAGCCGUCAAAGCCAUCAGUCGGGCUAUCCGCCGUGCCCGUGUUGGACUCAAGAACCCUAACCGUCCUAUCGCCAGUUUCAUCUUCUCUGGUCCAACUGGUGUAGGGAAAUCAGAGCUUGCCAAGGCCUUGGCUGCUUACUACUUCGGUUCAGAAGAAGCAAUGAUCCGUCUUGACAUGAGUGAGUUCAUGGAACGACACACAGUUUCAAAACUCAUUGGUUCACCUCCUGGAUACGUAGGAUACACAGAAGGAGGUCAGUUAACCGAGGCGGUUCGACGCAGGCCCUACACACUUGUUCUCUUUGACGAAAUCGAGAAAGCCCAUCCUGAUGUUUUCAACAUGAUGCUUCAGAUCCUGGAAGAUGGUAGACUAACUGAUAGCAAAGGAAGAACUGUCGAUUUCAAGAACACGCUUCUCAUCAUGACUUCAAAUGUAGGAAGCAGUGUGAUUGAAAAAGGUGGUAGAAGAAUUGGGUUUGAUCUUGACCACGACGAGAAAGACAGCAGCUACAACAGAAUCAAGAGCUUAGUGACUGAGGAACUAAAACAGUAUUUCAGACCGGAGUUCUUGAACAGGUUAGAUGAGAUGAUUGUUUUCAGACAGUUGACUAAGCUGGAAGUCAAGGAGAUUGCUGAUAUUAUGCUUAAAGAAGUGAUAACGAGACUUGAGGUCAAAGAGAUUGAGCUUCAGGUGACUGAGAGGUUUAAAGAGAGAGUGGUGGAUGAAGGAUUCGACCCGAGUUAUGGAGCAAGGCCGCUUAGACGAGCGAUUAUGAGGCUUUUGGAGGAUAGCAUGGCCGAGAAGAUGCUUUCAAGGGACAUUAAAGAAGGAGAUUCUGUGAUUGUUGAUGUGGAUGCCGAAGGAAGUGUGGUUGUAUUAAAUGGUACCAAUGGACGUGCUGGUGGGUAUGUUGCUGAAGAAGCCAUGGAAGAUCCCAUUCCAAUAUUGUAGAAGGAAAGAAGUUUUCUUUUAGUGAUUUAUUUUUCUUUCUCUCGUUUAAGUGUUAUUGAAUUUGAGUCCAAUUUAGUUCGUAUUUGUACUCUAAUCUCUUUGUUUUUGGGAUAUUGAUUGUUCGGGAACCAUGGAGAAUUUGCCACACACAAAAAAUGCAGGAUUUGGUAGAGUUGAAUAAAGUUUCAAGUGUCUGAUUUGGUA